AUGAGUGCAAAUCAAACUGUCGUCGUUGAUUUUCUCAGAGGAUCAAUGGAGAACGAAUACAAACCCAGAUUGCCUAAACCUCCAACCAGGUUGCAGAAGCAGGCGCCGGCCAGUCUUCAUCUCGAUCAACUUUCAAGCGUCUCAAUGUCUUCUGCUAGUAACGACAUUUGUUCCAAGGCGAUUCUUCCUCUCCUAUCGCCACUUCCUCUAUCGCCACAGCCCUUGCCUGAAAUCGACGGAAAUAGAAUAUCUGCAAACGGAAAUGCCGUAGACGGCGGCGGUGGUAAUGGGGAUCAAAGAGGAAUAGGUUUUGUAGCUCCUGGUGGUUGGCAACAUCCGGCAGUGGCAGCGACAUUUCCUGAUCCUUCUACGCUGUUUACUUUCUUUCAAUCGCAAUGCAUGGUAAGCAGUAACACACCGUAA
This is a messenger RNA of Cucumis sativus (cucumber), 423 nucleotides long. RefSeq lists its product as uncharacterized. The coding region runs from base 1 to 423 and encodes 140 amino acids. Lineage: Eukaryota; Viridiplantae; Streptophyta; Magnoliopsida; Cucurbitales; Cucurbitaceae. The transcript has a single exon. The record is from RefSeq and is a predicted model, not a curated record.